CAGAAAACAAAUCUUCCUGAAAAACUGCAAGCAGAGCUCCGGUAUCCACAGCAGCUCCCUGGUCUGAGUCUCAAUCUAGUAAGUACAAACUCCUCUCACAGGUGGAUCCUGCACUCGGAAGCUGAGAAGAGAGCAAGAGCUGUUUAGCUUUAGCACGUCUCAAAGCUUGCCCUCUACUGGCUUGAGUUAAAAAAUGCACGACUGAUUGAAAAAAAGAGUUCAACCAAGGAAACUUGGGGAUCAGCAAAGUAUUAAUUCUAUGCGGAACUGAAGGCUGUUUCAGUGGGACAAACCUCUGAAUUCGGGACUGUCCUGCACAAACCGGGACAGCUGGGAGGUGUUCCACAAGAGCCGCAGAGCAAAGUAAGAGCAGAUACACCAUAGACGGCUACGCUGUCAAAAUGCUGUGAAAACGCUGCUAAUACGCUCCAGGACUGGCGUCUGAAAAAGUGGUGUUCCACAAGAGCCGCAGAGCUAAGUAAGAGCAGCAACACUAAAGAUGGCUACGCUGUGAAAACGCUAAGACGCUCCAGGAACCGGCGUCUGAAAAAGUGGUAAACCUUUUUAACUUACCCAUCUACUCCUCACCACGGGCAGCUAAAAGCCCUAUAGGAUACAAACAAAGGAAAGAACAGUAGGAGUGCGGAAGUCCCAUACCCACAAAACAGAUUACAAAGACACCGCUUCUAAAGGAUACUCUGGGUAGAUUUGAAACCCAGAAAAUCUCAUCAUUUACAGAGCAAGAAGGAAAGUUGUUUCCCAAACCACACAUCAUCCAAGUGUCUUUAAACAAGGAAAAUAAGCGGUCUACUAUGACAUCUAGCAGACCAGCACUGCGUUUAGCAGCUUGCCUAUUAAAUGUAUCAGAGGCCAGGAAAAAGGAUAUCGUAGAGAGAAUAGCUACUGCUGCAUUGUAUGACAAACAUGGUCGGAUGCUUCCAGAAACAACUGUGCUGAACAUAUUUUCAGAUUAUGACUACAACCGUUCAGUCAUCACAAUAGCUGCUACAAGAGAUCAGUUAAGUACAUCUGUGGUGUCUGCAUGUGUUGAAGGAUUUUCAUGCAUUGAUUUAUCUCAACAUCAAGGAAUCCAUCCCUGUCUUGGGGCCAUAGAUCUGGUCCCUAUAUAUCCCUUAUCAGAUGUAAGUCUGGAAGAUUGUGGGCAUCUUGCAAGAGGAAUUGCAGAUGAGGUGGCCACACGUGUUCCAGGUUGUAGCUUGUUCCUUUUUGGUUAUGCAGACAAUAAAGAGAAGAAACAGCUGGCUGAAAAGCGCAAAAGUCUGGGAUGGUUUAAGAAGAAAACGGAGAUUAAUAUAAAUGAUUUGAAAGUGGAUGUUGGAGCGAAACCAUCCAUAAGAUAUGGAAUAACAGGUGUCGGUGCCAGCCCUUACGUGAUGAAUUGCAAUGUUACUCUUGUAACUGAAGACUUGGCCGCUGGAAGACAAAUAGCCGUUGCCAUCCGCAGCCGUACAAAAGGAGGGCUUAAUGGAGUACAAGCCAUGGCUUUUCCACAUAACGGGCAGAUUGAAAUAGCUUGUAAUGUUGAGAGCUUCAAAGACAUCCAUGGUUCUGAGAACACAAUGGACAAAAAUAAAUACAUCUCAUACUGUGAUUGCGGAGAGACUUUUGUUUACGUUUCUCCUUUGCAGAUAGAAACUCAAAUUAGAAAACUUGCAAUGGAACAAGGCAUCAGUGUUGCUGGGACUGCACUGGUUGGGUUUACCCCACAAGAGUGUAAACGUACAGCAGAAUAUGCCAUAGCUCGUGGAUUAGGAGAAUUCUGGAAAAAAAGAAGAGAGAAUUCUAUGUAAAAUGAAGACGAUUGUUAGAAUAUUACUUCUAAAUCCUUACAAUAUUGUGAUUUAUGGCAGCUACUGAAUAAUUAAUAAACAUUUAAUUACUCAAA
Bombina bombina (fire-bellied toad) is the source of this 1906-nucleotide messenger RNA. It is a transcript of the gene FTCDNL1, whose product is annotated as formiminotransferase cyclodeaminase N-terminal like. The record is from RefSeq and is a predicted model, not a curated record. NCBI's taxonomy places the organism in Eukaryota, Metazoa, Chordata, Amphibia, Anura, Bombinatoridae. Gene Ontology annotation, molecular function: folic acid binding; transferase activity. The transcript is spliced from 8 exons. Bases 813 to 1811 code for a protein of 332 amino acids.